GGACAAAGAUCGUACGAUUUUUUAUGAAUGUGCGAUUCUUACGCAUGCGCCCUUCCUUUUAAGUGCUCUUCAAUAAGGAGAUAGUUCGCGAACAAACGUCAAAUCAUAACUACUUCUGCUGCAUCGAUGAUGGAGUCAAGUCAAAAGAAAAUGAACUGGUCUCCUGAAGAGAGGGACGUACUAGUUUCGCAAUGUCAGCAGUCAGAGGUGGCGACGGGAAAAUUCUCGUCCACCCUGACUGCUGCGGGAAAAGCCCGCUUUUGGACAAACGUUACAGAAAGCGUGAACAGUGUGAGUAAGUGCACGCGGACUAUUGAACAAGUCAAGAAGAAGUGGGUGGACCUUAAAUCGCAAACAAAGAAGAAGAGAAUUCUACAUAUGCAGGAGGUUAGGAAGACUGGGGGUGGCCCAGCCCCUGUUCUUGACCUGGAGACUUGGGAAAGUCAGGUUCUGAAGUCAAUACCCUUGUGUAGUGUCGAAGGUAUAAAGAACGGGGCGGACACUUUUCUAGAGAAUACUUGUACUGCUGUCCUGACAGAGGGUGACAGGAGCUGUGCGGACCUCCCAACUGGUAGUUUGACAGAGUGUGCAACCAACAGUGUAGAAAAGGUCACAUGUGCAAGCAGUAUUGAGGUUUGGGUUUCUGUGAUAGGUAGUGAUGUUUAG
This is a messenger RNA of Mercenaria mercenaria, 666 nucleotides long. Its product is annotated as nuclear apoptosis-inducing factor 1-like. The transcript has 7 exons. Bases 127 to 666 code for a protein of 179 amino acids. NCBI's taxonomy places the organism in Eukaryota, Metazoa, Mollusca, Bivalvia, Venerida, Veneridae. Gene Ontology annotation, cellular component: nucleus. The record is from RefSeq and is a predicted model, not a curated record.